Molecule: messenger RNA, 3103 nt
Organism: Onthophagus taurus
Lineage: Eukaryota; Metazoa; Arthropoda; Insecta; Coleoptera; Scarabaeidae
Source: RefSeq, a predicted model, not a curated record
UAAAAUACGCGCGAAACACUUCAAACUCUUUAAAAUUUACGAUUCGUGCAAGCGCCUUCGCGACAUGGGGGCACGACAAAGACAAAACAUAUGUCAUUCCGUCUGCCUUUGAUGGAAACGCUCGCCACUCAUUGCUUAGAUAGGGAGUCAGCGAUAUAGGAGAUAGUAUAUAUAUGGGUACGAUAAUUAAUUAACACACUGUAUAAAAAUGUUCGUACCAGAGUUAGGUCUCAGGUAGAUCUUAGCUAAGAAUUUGUAGUGGAAUCUGCUGUGAUUCGACUUUCCUGGAAUCUGCUCUAUGCGGAUGACAUCGUCCUUAUCGCCAAAAUUCCAACCGAACCUCAAAGCACACUCUCCCUAUGAAUUAAUAUUUGUGCGGUACUCAAGGUGAGCAGAUCAAAGACGAAGCAAUUGAAAUGCGGUUUUGGUCAAAGCUCAGCUAGUAAAGCUACCAUUUAUUACCCUAAUGAAACACCAGUCCCAAGCAAAUCGCACAAUAUAAGUAUCUGGGAUCUGUGAUCUCUAAUAAUGCAGAUGUGGAAGCCGACGUGGAGCAUAGAGUCGGCGUGGUCUGGCAGAAAUGACAUUCCUUAAGUUGAGUGCUAUACGACCGGAAGAUGCUAUAUGUAUGCAACAACUUCAUACGACCGGAAUCAAACUGUUACGAUGGUCGGGAGGAGUGACAAGUCUAGACAGGAUUCGGAAUAAAUAUGUUUGCGACAACUUCAAGGUAGCUCCUGUGCUUGAGAAACUUACGGAGAGUUGCCUCAGAUGGUAUGGCCACGGUAUGCACAGAGACGUUAUUUUAAGAAAAGUCUCCUGGAAGAAGAGGGCGACUGCCUUCUACUUGAUGGACUAGCGUGACCAGGACCUUAAAUGAGACAGAAUGUUGUGGCGCAGAAAUAUUAGGCGAGCCACUCUACGGAAAGGGGAAUGAGCAAAGAAGAUUUUCAAAAAAUUGUUAUAAAUAAUGUUUUAAUAAAUCGUUAUAAUAUCAUAACCAUUUAUAAAGCAACUUAUAACCUUUUCAAUGAAAGACUAUUUUCCAAAAUAUGUUUUAGUUAUUGAGAUACCAAAAUGGAAAUUCAAUCAAGUUAUUCCACUUAUUUAAAUUGAUAAGAUAAGCAUCAAUAUAAACAUUUUGAUAUACAACAAUUAACUUAUCGUCAUUGCACAAAAUAUUUACAGUUUUCAUCUUAGUUUUCAUCAUACUUUUUUUAUCAUUAAACCCCAAUUGUUUCAAAAAGAUAAAAUUCCAAAUAAAUCCCAGACAAAGAAAUAACAUCGUAUAUACAGAGCGGAAUAAAAGUUUAGAUAACGUCGAACUCAAUUCAAAUUGGCUUGAAAUAGGUUUCUCAAUAAAUUUUGUUUCUAAUAUUUCAUACCUCUUGCCUGUUAAAUUUCUUCCUAUAAAGAUAGAUCCAAUUAAAUGAGUUCCGCCUAUACACAGGAUUAAGAUGGGUACGGUAUACAUAGGCUAUUCUAAUUGAAAAUCCAAAGUGUCAAGUCGUUUCCAGACUUUUGUUCCACACUGUAUAAAACAAGGGUAAUUAUAAUGAACUGAAUAGUACAAUAAAAAAUGAUUAACAAAAAAAUGUAUCUGUAUAAAUAAACCAAAUCAACUACAUGAAAAUACAUAAAAAGAUAGCUAAAAUGAGAUUUAAUUUACGAUAAUAUUUUGAUAAGUCCCCACUUUCUACUUUUCAAAACACUACUUAAAUGAGCACCCAUAACUUUUCUCCUAGUAUAAAGAGUUCUUUAAUAACUAUUUAACAAAAAAAUAAAUUAAUAAUAAAAUGAAAAUUGAAAAACCCGAUAUUGUCGAAGACAUAAUUAAUCAAGUUGUUAAAAGUGAAAAUAUUAAGAAUCCAACAGAAAUAUCAGUUUCGCGAGGCUCUCAAGAUGGUGACGGUUACGCUUCGAAAACUUACGCGAUUUCUAUUAAAAAUGAUUUUGGAAAAGACAUCAAACUUUUCGUUAAAUACUUACCGGAGGAUAUAAAAUUAGAAUGGAAGAAUGCUUUUUUUGAAGCUUUCUAUACAGAGAAUAGCUUUUACGCGGAAAUUUACCCAUCUUUUAAUCAAUUCGAAAAAAGUAAAAAUAUUAAAGAACCAUUUAACAACGUACCGAAACAUUUCAACACGAAAGUGAGAAAUGGUGAAACUCCACCAAUUGUUUUGGAAGAUUUAAGAAGUUUAGGGUACACUUUAAGAGAUCGAAAGAAACCAAUUGAUGAUGCGCAUUUAAUUUUACCUAUAAAAGCAUUUGCUAAGUAUCACGCUAUUAAUUAUGCAAUGAAAGAUCAACUACCUGAAGUAUAUAAAAAAUUAGCUACUUAUCCCAAAGAUAUGUUAGGUAAAAAUUUUGUGGCAUUUGAAAUGGACGUAAUGAUUAAAAGAUGUGUUGAUCAAGUUACGGGCAGUUUUAAUCCCGUUUUGGAUAAAGAAAUCAUGAAACAUUGUGCAAAUUUAAAUGAGAGAUUAAUCGAUUAUAUGAUGAAUAUAUUAAGUGAUUAUGAUGAGUAUUUUAUUAUCACGCAAGAAGAUUGUUGGUCCAACAAUAUGAUGUUUCGCUAUCAAGAAGAAACCGGUUUACCAAUUGACGUAAAAUUAAUAGAUUGGCAAUUUCAAAAGAUUGCAUCACCACUUUUCGAUUUUUCUUAUUUCUUUUACACAUUAGCUACGAAAAAAGAACUUGAUAACGCCGAAUAUUACUUGAAACUUUAUUACGACACUUUAUCGCAACGAAUAGCCGAAUUAGGAAGUGAUCCAGAGAAACUUUAUCCUUAUCAUAUAUUUAGAGAUCAUUGGAGAAAAUAUUCAAAGUUUGGAUUGUGUAUGGCUUUUUUUAUCGUUAAAGCCCAAUUGUUUGAAAAAGAUGAAAUUCCAAAUGUGUUAAAUCCGGAUAAGAUAAGUCCAACAGAUGCUUUUUCCGUCGUAUUAAAAAGCCAAGAUGUUUUUGUUAAAAGAUUGAAAGACCUUUUAGAGUAUUUUAUAUGCCACGAGUUAUUAUAACUUAAUUUUUAAUAAACAAUGCGCUAACAAAAAUAGUCGUUUUAUAUAGAUUCAUUAGCAUAGAUUAAAAUUAUGAGAAAUAUGAUGAA